AUGACACUUGUGGAGGGAACCAAGGGCGUCAUCGUCAUUGACCCCUUGGUUUCCAACGAGUGCGCUGCUGCUGCCAUGUCCCUGUACAGGAAGUACCGCGGCGAUCGACCACUCACCGGGCUGAUCUACUCCCACUCCCACAUCGACCACUUUGGCGGUGCCACCGGUGUCCUACCCUCGGGCCAGGAAGCUACCAUUCCCAUAGUCGCUCCAGAAGGGUUCAUGGAAGAAGCCACCAGCGAAAACAUCCAUGUUGGACCUGCGAUGUGCCGCCGCGCUAGGUACAUGUAUGGCGCAACUCUACCAAAGAGCGCAGAGGUCUCGACCACCGGCGAGGAAAUGAACAUCGAUGGAGCCCGCAUCGUUUUCCAAAUAGUUCCUGGGGCAGAGGCGCCUUCUGAAUUCAACCUCUAUUUCCCGGAUACGCAGGCCCUGUAUAUCGCCGAGUGCGGUACGCAUAAUAUGCACAAUAUAAUUACUCUGCGCGGUGCACUUGUUCGCGAUGCUAAAGCCUGGUCGCGAUAUCUGGACGAGAGUAUCGCUCUUUUCGGCGACAAAUCUGCUGUCCUGUUCGCCGGACACCACUGGCCAACUUGGGGUCAGGAGGAAAUCAAUCGCAUGAUCUCCGAACAGCGAGAUAUGGUACUCCUUCAUGCAUGA
Messenger RNA from Penicillium maclennaniae, 660 nucleotides. RefSeq lists its product as uncharacterized. Gene Ontology annotation, biological process: dodecyl sulfate metabolic process. The coding region runs from base 1 to 660 and encodes 219 amino acids. The transcript is spliced from 2 exons. The record is from RefSeq and is a predicted model, not a curated record. Lineage: Eukaryota; Fungi; Ascomycota; Eurotiomycetes; Eurotiales; Aspergillaceae. Gene Ontology annotation, molecular function: linear primary-alkylsulfatase activity.